AUGCCGAAGACGCCGAACUUGAGCAAACUAAGAGAAAGAGACCCAUCAAAGAAACAAGUCCACAGUGAAGGAGUGGGAAGGAAGAGACUUAUCCAUGAUGUCAGCACUGAAAAGCAAAAUUUGCCCAAGAGGCAAAAAUAUGAUGUGUCAACCAGGUCAGAUGUGGAUUGUGAAACACCAGUGUCAUCACAUACAAAAAACCUUGAAGAUGUCACUCCCCCAAGACCAGUUUCAACAAAAACUAAAUCUAAGCUCCAGAAUUUUUCAGCAACCAAAGACUGGGAUACUCACACCAAGCAACCGAAACAGCGUGAAAGUAAUGCCUUGACUGGGGUUGCUGAAGAUACCCAUCCUGCCCAAGAUGACGGAUAUAUCAAAUCUGAUGGUGAAGGGACAAAUGCUUUAUCUUUUGAAAAUUCACUAAACCUUGUUAGCAGUGAUGGUGAAGGCUCCCAGCAAAGUGACAAAUUAACUUUGCAGAAUACUUUUAAAUCAGGCGUAAAAGGAGGACAUGGCGACAGGUCUAAAGAUGGUGCCACAGUUAACCAGCGGUCCAAGUCCCAGUACACACCUCUGGAGCUGCAGUUCAUGGAAAUCAAGAGCAAACACCCACACACUGUGCUUUUUGUGGAAUGUGGAUAUAAAUACAGGUUCUUUGGAGAUGAUGCAGAGAUUGCAGCAAAAGAAUUGAACAUUUACUGCCAUAUGGACCAUAACUUCAUGACAGCCAGCAUACCAACCCACCGUCUGUUUGUUCAUGUGAGGAGACUGGUGGCAGCUGGCUACAAGGUGGGAGUGGUAAAGCAGACAGAGACAGCAGCCCUGAAAGCUGCAGGAGAGAACAAGAGUGCACCGUUUACCAGGGAACUUUCUGCUCUUUAUACAAAGUCUACUCUCAUUGGUGAAGAUGUAGAUCCACUUUGUUCUGCUGGCACAUCAGGUGAUAUUAGCCCUAACUGUUACCUGCUGUGCCUGUGUGAAGCUCAGAUGAAGGAAGAAGGCAGUGGCAAUAUUACAUUAGGCUGUGUGGCUGUGCAGCCAUCUACAGGGGAUAUCAUAUAUGACAGUUUCACAGACAACAGUUCUAGAACAGAGCUCGAGACCAGACUUGGCGUCAUUCAGCCUGUGGAGAUCCUCCUUCCUUUGGCAUGUAGUCAGGAAACGAAGAAACUCAUUAGCCAUUAUACCAGUUCAUGUGUUAAUGACAGUGACAGAUGUAGAGUGGAACAUCAGAAAAAUGAUAAGUUUGAAUACAGCAGAGCUCUUCAGUGUGUAGCAGAGUUUUACACUUCCAAUGGAAAUAAAGGUAACCACCCUUCAGAAUGUACUGCACAGUUUGGAGAGCACUAUUUGGCAUACAGGACUGCUGUUGGCAACUUGGCUACUUUGGACUGUCUCUUUUCUUUAGCUACAGUGGCAAAGUUAGCUGGCUAUGUACGGCCAACUUUUGUAAAAGACCAGGCAGUGAUUCAGAUAGAAGAAGGACGCCACCCUGUGGUUGACUUACUACUUGAUGGGCAGGACCAGUAUGUCCCCAAUGGCACUAAGUUAGAUGGCAGUGGCGAGCGCUGCAUGAUCAUCACAGGGCCUAACAUGGGUGGUAAAAGUUCCUACAUCAGGCAGGUGGCGCUGAUCUCCAUCAUGGCCCAGAUCGGUUCCUAUGUUCCCGCCAAAGCUGCGACUGUGGGCAUCCUGGAUGCCGUGUAUACAAGAAUGGGUGCUUCUGAUGCCAUAUACCAGCACUGCAGUACAUUUAUGCUAGAACUUCAAGAGGCCUCAGAGAUCAUGUCUCAUGCCACAGAGCAGUCCCUAGUCAUACUGGAUGAACUGGGCCGUGGCACCAGCACACAUGAUGGAGUAGCCAUUGCUUAUGCUACACUCAGGUACUUUGUGGAAGAAGUGAAAUGUUUGACAUUGUUUGUCACCCACUAUCCUCUCCUGUCCACACUGGAGACCCUGCUGCCUGGCUGUGUGGCCAACUACCACAUGUCAUUUCUGCUCGGCAAUGACACUACUUCAGGUGAAAAGAAAGAAGAGAAAGACAACAGUGAUACAGUCACAUUUCUGUAUCACUUAGUGCCAGGCAUGGCAGCAAAAAGCUAUGGUUUAAAUGUUGCCAGAUUAGCAAAUGUACCAGACAAUGUCAUCCAAGUAGCCACAAGAAAAUCUCAUGAACUUGAGAGGAUAUUAGAGGAGAAAAGGAUACAAAAGGAAUUAUUUAUGAAGCUCAUUCAUGGAAAAGAAAAGAACUUCCCAGAAAUAUUCAAAGAGCUUGGGAGCAAAGACUGAAAUAAUUUUCUUCAAGUGCAAUCUUCACUCUGGAAAAGUGCAAAUAUGCUUACAUUUAAUAACAAAAACCAGUUAUCCACAUUUUAUAAUGAGUAAAACGACUACAGCAGUGGAUGCUAAAAUCAUAUCUUAAUCUGGCAACUAUUGUUAUGAUAUGGCCUGGCCAUACCUCAUUGAGCUAUACAAAAACUUCAACACUGUAUAUCAGAAGGUAUAAAAUUAUGCAUUCAUGCGUAAUGAUAAGUGAAGUGACUGCUUAACAAGCAGCUGAUAAGCAAUUUAUUUGUGUGACAAACACCAUCAAAGCAUUAAAGAGACUUUUUCAUCUGAUGCAAGCUUUUUUGUUUGAUCAUACUUUUGAUACCAUUCUUUCUAUGAAUAUGUUAAAGCAUGAGAGGACAAUGAAGUUGUCUACA
Molecule: messenger RNA, 2705 nt
Organism: Lingula anatina
Lineage: Eukaryota; Metazoa; Brachiopoda; Lingulata; Lingulida; Lingulidae
Product: DNA mismatch repair protein Msh3
Biological process (GO): mitotic recombination; mismatch repair
Cellular component (GO): nucleus
Molecular function (GO): mismatched DNA binding; ATP-dependent DNA damage sensor activity; ATP binding
Source: RefSeq, a predicted model, not a curated record